UAGUAGAGAGCAUUUACUCUGCAGAACUUGAUGUUUUAUCUGAAGAUACUGAGGUCCUGACGCUGUAGUCAGAGGGGUGUCCUCUGCAAACACUGCAUCUAACUGACACUUCCUGAGAUGCCACUGUCCUGGUACCAUGGGAAUAUCACUCGCUCCAAAGCUGAGGAUCUGCUGUCACAUGCUGGCAAGGAUGGGAGUUACCUAGUGCGAGAUAGUGAAUCGGUUUGCCGGGCGUAUGCUCUUUGCGUGCUGUUCCAGAACUGUGUCUACACAUACCGAAUUUUACGGAAUCCCGGGAGUCAGCUGUCAGUUGAGGCAUCAGAAGGUGUCCCCAUGCGCUUGUUUGUAAACCUCCAAGAACUGAUUGACUUUUAUCGGAAAGAGAAUGUUGGACUCGUCACUAACCUACGGAAUCCUGUGCAGCGAGAGGAAGAGGGACCUGAAGAGCUUGAUGAAGAUCAGGAGCCCACCCCUCCAAAUGUGCCACCGAGGAAUUUUACCCCUACGUUGCUACCAUCAGAAGUAAAGGAUUUCCCUCUGAGCACAGAUAAAAAUUAUGUUGGGAACAAUUUGCUGUUCAUUUCUGAAACAUUUCUACAGAGACUGCAGGACAUUGACACGCGCAGCGUUUCAGAAGAGCACUUACAGGCCAUUCGCAAGUACUUGAGUCUCCACAUGACCAGCGACUGUGAGAUGGUGCGGAAUGGAUCUCAGAGCCUCCCACAGCUCAAGAAGCUUCUGAUGACUCUUUGUACCGGGCUGUACAGUGAGUUGACCCGCACUCUGCCAGCCCUGGAGUCUCUGCAGAGCACAUUUGAACCCCAGUUCUCUCCAGGAUUCCGCCAACGAUCUCCUCUAUCCACUGACCCCGGCACAAGUAACAUGAUGAGUAAACUCAACCAGCUCACUUCUAUGGUUUCCAGCUUAGAAGAAAAGGUUAAAACAGUGUUGAUGGAAGGCUCCGCAGUGAAGCAUCGCAGAUCACUAAUCCCUCCAAUCAUUUUUGAGGUUAAAGCAGAUUCUUUAGGAAUUUUCCAGAAGACUCACCUGAAAGUUGAUGUCGAAACUGGAAAACUUGUAAUCAAGAAGUCAAAAGAUGGUCCAGAUGACAAAUAUUAUUCCAGCAAGAAAAUUCUGCAGCUGAUCAAGUCACAGAAGUUGCCAAAUAAAUUAAUCAUUGUCCUGGAGACGGAGAAGGAAAAGACAUUGCGCAAAGAAUAUCUUUUUGCUGAUUCCAAGAAGCGAGAAGGGUUUUGCCAACUCCUACAGCAGAUGAAGAAUAAGCAUUCAGAUCAGUUAGAGCCGGACUUGUUGACAAUUUUUACUGGCACAUGGAAUAUGGGUGAUGCUCCCCCACCAAAGGAUAUCACAUCAUGGUUCCUAUGUAAAGGUCAGGGAAAGACACGUGAUGAGACAGCAGAUUACAUUGAACAUGAUAUAUAUGUAAUCGGUACACAAGAGGAUCCACUGAAUGAAAAGGAGUGGGCAGAAAUUUUGCUCCGUUCCCUAAAUGAGGUCACCACUGCUGAGUAUAAGCUGAUAACAAUCCAGACACUCUGGAACAUACGGAUUGUGAUCCUGGCCAAGCAAGAACAUGCUCACCGAAUCAGCCACAUUAGCACCAACAGUGUGAAGACUGGAAUUGCUAAUACGCUUGGAAACAAAGGAGCAGUCGGUGCCUCUUUUAUGUUCAAUGGGACUUAUUUUGGCUUCAUUAACAGUCACCUUACUUCUGGCAGUGAAAAGAAACUCAGGAGGAAACAGAAUUACUUUAACAUAUUGCGCUUCCUGAUUAUGGGUGACAAGAAGCUCAUUCCUUUCAAUCUCUCCCAUCGAUUUACCCAUCUUUUUUGGCUGGGGGAUCUCAAUUACCGAGUUCAACUUCCUAACAGUGAGGCAGAGAACAUUGUACAGAAGAUUAAACAACAGCAAUACCAGGAACUACUGGCCUAUGACCAGUUAAAUAUGGAGCGUAUGGAGAGCCAAGUCUUCCUCUACUUCAAUGAAGAAGAUAUCACUUUUCCUCCAACAUAUCGGUUUGAGAGAGGAACCAGAGAGCGGUACUGCUAUACCAAGCAGAAAGCAACAGGGUGUAAAUACGAACGACCCCCCUGCCCCCCCGGUUGUUACGCCACUGGUCCCCAGAUGCACUUCUUAUGUCAGUCCUAUGGAUGCACAGAGGAUAUCACCACCAGUGACCACUCUCCUGUAUUUGCCACAUUCCAGGUUGGAGUAACUUCUCAGUUCGUCUCUAAAAACAAUCCCAAUGAUUCAGAUGAGCAGGGAUAUAUUGAACUACUGAACUGCAAAGCUACUCUGUACACCAAAAGCCACACCAAAUUCUACAUAGAGUUUCAUUCUACUUGCCUAGAAAAUGUAGUAAAGAGUUCAGAAGCCGAGGAUCAGGAUGGAUGUAAUGGCACUCUAAUGGUGACGUUUGGAACCCUUCCAAAGCUUACCCCAAUCAUCUCAGAUCUCGAGUAUCUCCUGGAUCAGCAUUUACUGAUAUGUAUCAAGUCAUCUGACACUGAUGAGUCAUACGGUGAAGGCUGCAUCGCUCUGCGCAUGGAGGAUCCUCAGGAGCAGCAAUUCCCUUUCUCUACUCCACUAACCCACCACGGAGAGGGGACGGGCUCCUUCCAGGGCGAGAUUUGCCUGCAGGCUGCCUGUGGAAAACAGAGAGAAAAGCUAUAUGACUUUGUUAAGAUUGAAAAAGAUGAAGCAGUGGUACAAAAACAGCAGUUGAAGCCCCAAUGCAGCCAUCAGUGGGAGCAGUCAUUCAGCACAGAUCAAAAUGUGCCAAAUCAAGUGUUAGCUAACCAGAUGAAGCAGGGCCCUCCCGACACUCCGGCAGGAUUCAAAGUGAAUGAUCAGCGAGCCAAACCUAGCUCUCCAGUGCUGGGUCGUGGUGACACACCAGUCACUCCCCCUAUUCGUAUUCCUUCAUCAACUCAAAAGUUUGCACCUUGUCCCAAUGCUCGAGGACAUCCAAGUACCCGUCAGCCAGAGUCAUUUCGUCCUCCGGCUUCAUUUGACGCACCAGAAAUGAUUGAUAAUCCAUUAUAUGGCCCAGUCAACACUGGCUCUAUUCCACCACCAGCUCAGAAUCGGCCUUAUAAACCUCCUGAGCCUGCCCCUCGUAAAAACCCAGCCGUCCGUCAGCGAUCUAUGACCUAUUCCUCUUCAGAGAAGAAGCCUGCUGUUCUUGACAAACCUGCAGUUAAGAACGUUCUAUCAGCCAUCCCUCAAAGCAGCAUCACCCGGCCUGAAGUUGCUGCGUCUAAGCCUCGUCCUCCAUUGCCUGUGAAAAGUCAUGCUGUACGUGAUGCCCAGAACAACUAACCGCAUCACUUGUUUGCUUU
Nanorana parkeri is the source of this 3362-nucleotide messenger RNA. It is a transcript of the gene INPP5D, whose product is annotated as inositol polyphosphate-5-phosphatase D. Gene Ontology annotation, biological process: phosphatidylinositol dephosphorylation. The transcript has 27 exons. Gene Ontology annotation, molecular function: phosphatase activity. Lineage: Eukaryota; Metazoa; Chordata; Amphibia; Anura; Dicroglossidae. Bases 118 to 3342 code for a protein of 1074 amino acids. The record is from RefSeq and is a predicted model, not a curated record.